UAUAGACAUUGCUUCCAUAGAGACACAGAAAUGAAAGAGAUUGCAAUUCGAAUUAGAAGACAUCAAUCUUCCUGAAUUUAAUGUAGAAGUAAAUUAUUUGACGUGUUAUAUUUUAAGAAUGAAUGCUUAAAAUUGAUAUAUGAGCGCUUUUCAAUUUAUAAUCAAUGUUACAAAAAGUUUUCCUUUUUUUUAAGAAUAAACUUUUACAAAUUUAGAAAUGGCAGCAAGUGUGUAAAUAUUUACUUUAGUCUAUAAUGUGUCUACGAAUCUAAAGGGUUAUAUGGAAUAUUUUGAAUCGUGUACAAAUGGAAAAUAAAAGAAAGUUCGGUCUUGUUCUACCUAAGAAAGCGGAAUCAGUGUCUUUAAAAAGUAAUAAACUGUUUGAUAGUGAUAGCGAUGAAGAUUCUUGCGGAAAGAAACCAUCUACCAAAAUACCUCAAGCAAAGCCUAAGAAAAGUAUUAAAGCUAGCAAGUUAGAUGAUCCCUCCAUAUAUGAAUAUGACAGUAUAUAUGAUGAUAUGAAGGCAAAGGAAGUUGCAAAAGCUGUUCCAACAGAAAAAAGGACUUCUCGUUAUAUAGAUUCACUCCUAAGAGCCGCAGAAAAGAGGAAGAAAGAGUACGAACGAAGAGUUGAAAAGAAAAUUCAAGUUGAAAGAGAAAAGGAAGGAGAUGAGUUUAAAGAUAAAGAAGCAUUUGUUAGUUCAACAUACAAAAAGAAAUUGCAAGAAAGAGAAGAGGAGGAAGAAAGGGAACGUCGUGAAAAUAUGUUAAAUGAUAUGAUGGACGUUACAAAGCAGAAAGAUUUAAGUGGCUUUUACCGACAUUUUUUAAAACAGACAGUUGGCGAGGAGAAAAUUCCAGAAUUUGGAGAAAGAUUUAGCAAUAAGAAAGAAGUACCUGAAUCAGAAAAUCCACCCCUUCAAAAAGAUGGUAAUACUAUUUCCUCAUUGGAUAGGGAUACAAAGGCAUUAAGUACAAAUGAAUCUAAUGAGGAUUCAGAUUCAAAUUCUUUAUCAUGUGUUGAAAAAGAACACGUUUCAAGUAUCAAUAGUGGGGAAAGUUCUAAUGAAGAUUCACAUGAUAAGAAUCUUCAAGCAAAAGAUAAUUCAAAACGCAUGUGCAAUCCUGAAACAAAGCAUGAAGAUAGUAAGUUACAUAAAAAAUAUAGAAAAAGAACAGUAGAACACCAUACUGAAGAUACCUGUGAUUUAUCUGAUAAUGAGCCUGAAGGUAAUAUAAAACGACCAGUGAAAAAAUGUUCUAAAAGUGAGCAACCAUCUGAUGACUUUGAAGAAAGUAAACAUGAAGAAUCUGAAGCAUUAAAAAUAGGAAGAAGUAUAUUUGCUAAACGUACUAUAGGAUCUGUAUUUGAUGAAGCUCAGGCAAGAUACUUCCAAAGAAUGGCUGCGCGAAAUGCAUGAAUAUUUUAUUUUACAAUACAGUGAUGAAGAUCCUGAGCUUUAAAGUAUUCAUAUAUGAAGUAUGUAGAAUUUUUACAAACUGUAAUGGAACAUGAUUUAAAAAAUUGUCUAAGUGUAACACUGGUAAAAUCAUAAUAACCAUAUACAGUACAAAGUCCGUAAUCCAGACUCAUCGGGACUUUGGCGAAUCCGGUUUAGGGUUUUUCCGAACUAUAGAUCAUUAUUUUAAAUUCUUUUUGACGUAAUCAAAAGUAAAGAUAAUUUUAGCCUAGCUUAUACCAUCUGUUAUACGUUAAACGUGCUUGCGUAAAGCAUCCAAAAAAAAUUUGUGGCUCUGAGGUAUGGAUUAUUGAUCAUUCCGGAUUACGGACUUUGUACUGUAUAUUACAAUAUCAAAUUGUUUUUAUUUUGGAAACAAAUUAUUCCAAUUUCAUUUCUGUGCAGUAUAUUGCUGAAUAUUAAACAGUUAACAGACAUAAAGUAAGAAAUUUAAAACUAAAUCCACAAAGACCAAAAGAAACAAAAUUUAAAAUCAGUAAAUUUUAAAGUUCCCCAAAAAGAUUUAAAUAAAUUGGUACUGUUCUGUUAUCUGAACCAGAUUAUUAUGUACAUAUAAACUGUGGCCAUAAUGCCAUAAAUAACUAGAUAUUUAUAUUUACUCCUAUUGUUGGACAAAGUGGUGUUAUUCCAAGCCAGUGAUAAUAAAAAUGGUACUUUUAACAGCAUUUAGCAGUGGUUGCAGCUUUGUUCGACUUGGCUUUUUAAGAAGGUAUUUAGAAUAAAGAAUUUUAAAUGGGUUAAAAUUAAUUAUUGGAUGCAAGUUGAUGAUUUUGUUCACAUUUUAAUCAAAACAUCACCAAAUUAUCGACAUUUAUCAUAAGUCAGCAAACAUUAUCACUAUAUCAAAAGAAAAUAAACUUAAGCAAUUUAAAAUGCAAAUUUUGACCAUUAAAUAAUGAUUCUAUAUAUUAAAAAGUAAAAUGCUUUAUUGUUCACCCCAUCUACAAAGCAAUCUGUUUUUGCUUUAAAAAAAAAAAAAAAAAAAAAAAUUGCACAAAAUUGUUAUUCUAUACUGGCCAUGAUCAUGAAGAAUGGAAGUAAUGUUGCCAGAAUAAAAUCGUUAUCAAACAACAAAAUUGCCAAAUUUGGCAUGCAUUUGAUACUUCAUUUUAGCCUUUAAAUGGUAAUAUUUAGCAAAUAUUUUAAAAUUACAAACAGCUCUUUCUUGUCAGGAUUUGGACCUGGAUAUUUUGAUAUGUAAGUAGCUUCCGCCAUCUGUCGUAUGUAUGAAGCAGCUUCAAAAUUUUUUUUGAAAAGUAUCAAACAUUUAAUCCACUGAGCAGCUAGCUUUAUUGUAUGUAGUUAGUUUCUGCCAGUUUAUGUAUUACUUCAUUAUUUAAGAUAGUUUUCUCUCAGUUUCUUUAAUGAUCCAAAUAUCAUCAUAAUAAAUGGAAAGUUAGGAAAACAAAAA
Molecule: messenger RNA, 2892 nt
Organism: Stegodyphus dumicola
Lineage: Eukaryota; Metazoa; Arthropoda; Arachnida; Araneae; Eresidae
Biological process (GO): regulation of alternative mRNA splicing, via spliceosome
Source: RefSeq, a predicted model, not a curated record